Molecule: messenger RNA, 366 nt
Organism: Aspergillus chevalieri
Lineage: Eukaryota; Fungi; Ascomycota; Eurotiomycetes; Eurotiales; Aspergillaceae
Exons: 2
Coding region: 1-366 (121 amino acids)
Source: RefSeq, a predicted model, not a curated record
AUGAACAGGGCUGUUCCUACCGACGCGGUCACUACCUCCAACACCGACUACGGCUGUUGGUAUAAGAUCCAGACUGGCGACACCUCUGAUUCCAUGUGUGCCAAGUUUGGAAUUUCGCCAUAUGAUUUCGACUUCUUGAAUCCACAGGCCGCGUGCGUCCAGCCCGUUGGCAACAUUAACACCUACACGAGCUACGUCGCCAACAGUAGCACCACUUUCACUUCCCUCGGAAGUACCAUAAACAUCAACGCCACCCAGACGGUCAAUCACACCACUACCCACUUAUUCUGGUCUUUUCCCUCCGAUCCAACCACCAGCUCUACCUGGACAGUCAACGACACGUUUUGGUCUUCUCUCCAGCUAUAG